Molecule: messenger RNA, 2031 nt
Organism: Chaetomium globosum CBS 148.51
Lineage: Eukaryota; Fungi; Ascomycota; Sordariomycetes; Sordariales; Chaetomiaceae
Exons: 5
Coding region: 1-2031 (676 amino acids)
Source: RefSeq, a predicted model, not a curated record
AUGGUCACUGCUCAUAGUGACUGCUGUAAUGCCUGCUCUCGGCCGUGGGAUGGAAGCCGGCCCGUCCUGGACGACGCUCGAGAUGCGGAAGCAAAGAACUCUCCGCCUCUGACGGUUGCUAGGGCACUACGGGAGCAUUGCAAUAUCCCUUUCGACAGCUUCUUCCUUGCCACACACCUUGGGCAUGGCAACUUUGCCUAUUUCUCUGGCCCCGGUCCCAUUUCGGAGGAAAACAUUUGCAAGAUGUUCCUAAGGGACAAGUACCUCAGGUUCCAAGAGCGGGCGUCAUCAAGAGACGGCGUACAGGAAGGGUAUGAGGACGAAUAUCGGUGUUAUUCUACUCGCAGCUCGGCUCCCGUCGACGGCCGCUGGUCGGUCGAACCUACCCGCAGAAAACGGCAGAGAAGGCAGGCCCCAAUGCGCCGUGAACCAGACGACGACGCACCGCCCGUCAUUACCAACUCGAGAAAGACGCUUCUGAUUGGCGACUCGGCGUCCGUGAUGGAGUUUUACGACCGCGGCUUCAAGGCCAUUCAGCAAACCGCCUGUAAAGAGAUCGCCAAAGCCUUCAUCAAGAUUCUCUGCCCCAAAAAGCAGCGCAGGAACGCGUAUGUUGGGGGCGAAAAGACGGCCCCGGACUGGUGGCCUCUGCGGUACGGCCCGGGCGAUAAGGACAAGGUCCGGCACGUCGAGCCUGACCAUAUGUGGAAGAUUGAACGCGUUUACAUCUUGAAGUACAUACUGAGGAUGGUCAUCCAACCCGAGGCCCGGUCACCUAGCGUCCAGGCGCUGGGCGUGCUCACCAUGGAUAAGUUCGAAGCCGCGGCCAUGGAUUCGCUCUCGUCCUGGUUUGUGGAUCCACAUAAGCCCAGGAAUGCAAAGAAAAAGCCCAUCUUGAAGGAGAUCUUCCGGGUUGCCAAGAUGGAGGAGAGGUACAGGAAAAACGAGAUCGAUGCCACCACACAGAUCAUCGUCACGGCCGAUGACAUGGUCAUGAAUCACUGCUUCGACCCGGAGGAGGAAAUGGCCGACGACCUGGCAGAGUCGGCCGCUAUGGAAGCCGAGCGCUGCCGUCUAGACUCACUCUUGACUCGCGUCUCACCGACCCGAAGUACCGCCGUGCCGGUGCUCCCGUCGAUGUCGUCCACGAGCCCAUCGGUCCAGACACUGACUACCCAGUUCCAAGCAACGCCGUUUCUCCACGAGCUGCCGAUCCGCGCCCAGGCGUACAGCGCGCCCGCUAUGCUCCCCGCCGGGCUCACCGCAGAUCAGUAUCCGUACACCGAUCCCCACAGCUUGGCUGCCACCCAUCCUGCGGCCUCUAUGCAAAUGCACCCCCUGAUCACCGGCAGCCCACACCACCAUGCCCAGAGCCCCCACAACUCACAGCACGACACGAGCCGGCGCUCAUCCCUCUUCGUACCCACCACUGAGUUCAACAGCCCCUCACCGUCGGCCAUCUACCAUCACGCGAACCCGUGGCCCCAAUCGCCACAAACCCCGGGGCAUGCCACGCACAGCACGACCGGCGCCUCCUCCCCAGACACGUCCUCCCCUCUAUUUGCGUAUGCGCCCACGCACAGUCUCCCGAGCCACCACAACCACCAUCAACCGCCACCACCGCAGCAACGCCAUCACCACAGCCACGUUCAGCAGCAGCAGCAGCAGCAGCCGCAGCAGCAACACAUCCAACAACAUCAACAACAGCAGCAGCAACCGCAGCAACCGCAGCAACCGCAGCAACCGCAGCAGCAGGCCACCAGCGUUCCGGCGCUGCCGCGGCCGAUGCCCCUGGUGCAGGUGGCACACCAGCAACACCAGCAGCACCAGCAGCACCAGCAGCACCCACACACCAGCACAUACAGCGCCAACACCUACUACACCACCGCUGUACCCCACGGAUUUGAGGCCCUCCCCGAGAUGCCUCUACCACCACAGCACCAGCAGCAUCACCACCAUGGUCUGCCUACCAUUUACCAUCACCACCACCAACAUCAUAUCCAGCACAGCAGCAUCAGCAGCAAUCGGUGA